GCUGUCGUUUACGUUGGACGUGAGGGUCGAGUUGAAUUUUCGUAGUCCGUCGUCCGUGAUUUAGGUAUCGGCCGGGUUGGGUGUUGUCGUCUAACCGAUUUAGUUAGUGGCUUCAACUAGCUAGCGUAGCUGUGAGGUAGGUAGGUAUAGUUGAAACUCUCCGCAAACCACAUCGAAUGCAACGCAAGUGUAGUGAAUCGAGUACCGCACAGAUAAGGACACAAAAUUUUGUCGAUAAGAUAUCUCGCGCGGUGGUUUACAAAUAGCAAAAAAGAGUUGAGUUUGUGAAAUCGCCGUGUACCUUGAGAACGUCGCUGAAACCGCAAGUAAUCCAGUGAUAAUAAACUUCCGCAUAAAGUGUGAUGUUGAUUCUUUUUUGGGUGCUUAGCCGUUGCUGUACCUACUAAUAUGUCAUUAAAGUUUACGUAAAUGCGGUAAGAAAGUGCUUCAAUAGAGUGUUUUUGAUUUUUUUGGCAGUAAACUAGUUGCGAACGUCAUCGAGAAGUUUUUAAGUCUUUCCGCAAACGUGUGCUCAUAAGUGUGCCGUCCCUACGUCACACUUUUACGACGCCGCCGCUAAUACCCAAAGGAAAAAGGGAGAACACAGUUUUACGGAAUUGAACCCUAAAAUAGAACCGGCACUUCGGUGUCACCGAAGUGGCUGUAGGUGGUUCGAUACCGGGGAACAGCUGGUUUUGCCCGUAGCAAAACACAAAGAAGGCACUGGAAUCGAUUUGGUGGCCCCGGCAGUGUCACCAGAAGAAUAAAUAUAGUUUAUACAAGAAGCAAAACAAACCGAGGAAACUGCAAUAACCCCCCGAGGUUCUGUGGACGUGCGGAAAGAUGAGUCGCUGUGACAACGAUUGGAACGUAAAAAUAUACAUAGUGACAUGGAAUGUGAGCACAAAAUUCCCGGAAAACUUAUCCCUCCACAAAUUGUUGGGCAUCGAGUCAUCAUCACAGCUGGACUCAGACCUCCCUGAUUUCUUCGUCAUAGGCCUGCAGGAGGUCAAUGCCCAGCCCCAGAACACCCUCUACAAUCUGUUCAAGGAUGACCUUUGGACGCAAAAGUUCAAGGAACUGCUCAAGGAGCGGGACUACGUGGUAAUCAAAACGGAACAGAUGCAGGGUCUGCUGCUUUCCGUCUUUGCCCGGCGGAAACAUUUGCUGCAUCUACGGCAGGUCGAAACGGAAUACACCCGGACCGGGCUGGGUGGCAUUUGGGGCAACAAGGGAGCGGUCAGUGUGCGGCUUAACGUUUAUGGGUGCACCAUAUGUUUGGUGAAUGCUCACCUGGCGGCACACGAUCACAUGCUGGAGGAACGGAUCAACGACUACGAGAAGAUCGUCCAGGAGCACAAGUUCCACGUCAAGGAGAAGGAAACCAUCUUCGAUCAUGACUACGUAUUCUGGUUCGGAGAUCUCAACUUCCGGUUGACGGGCGAGGCGACGACGUCGGCCGAAGAAAUCCGGGCCAUGGUGAACCGAGACGAACUGAAGAAGCUCAUUGAGCGGGACCAACUGUUGCUGGUACGACGGGAGGGCCGAGCUUUCCAGAAACUCAACGAGCGGCUACCCCAAUUCCCGCCGACGUUCAAAUUCGAGCCCGGCACCAAUGAAUACGAUAUGAAACGCCGACCGGCGUGGACGGAUCGAAUAUUGUACGCCGUCAAGGAGAAUCCCUACCGGAACGUUAAGCUGACUGUUGAACAGACAUCCUACAAAAGCCAUCCAACUUACAGUAUAAGCGACCACAAGCCGGUCUCGAGCGAGUUCACUAUUAAGUGUCGUUUUGGGGCAAAUACUGAUUUCUAUCGCACCUACGCGAUUAAAAACCGAACCAAAAAACGUACAUCGUUGCCGAAAACAUCUCCUAGGGACAUAAGGGGGCGUGUGAUCCGCAAGCCCCAGUACAGUGGUGAACGGUUCCGCACCAAUCACUACGAACGGUUCAACAGCUACCGGCUGGCGAUUGCCAACGGUACGGAACUGGCCCAAAAAUUGACCCCGUUCGAUGAUCUCGUUACCGAUUUUUGCGAUGGCGAUGGUGGCGGCGUUACUUCGGGUGGCGACACACAGGUAUACGAGGACACAACCGAGCGGACGAUCGUGUUCAAGCCGAUCGAGCUGUGGCUGGUCGGAGAGCCGAACACCAUCCAGUACACCAUACCGGCCGGCUUCGAGGAGGGACCCGCCGACUGGAUCGGGAUCUAUCGGGAGGAUUUCAGCAGCUUGAGCGAAUACCUAGCCUACGAGUACACUGAAUCGUACAAAGACAAGCAGCACCAGCUAAACGAAACCCAGCAGCAUCAGCUCCGAUCCACCCGGCCCGUCGAGCUUACCUUCUCGGAAAACGUUAGCCUUCCGCUCGGGACACGCUACCAGCUGCUGUACUUCCAAAGCACCGGAACGCGAGGAGUGACAGGUCUGGUCGGAAUCAGCAACUGUUUCGCCGUCGAGAAACGGUGUCCGUCCCCUUCCUUCGAUGACAUCGAUUGAUCCCGGCGGACUACCGAUCAACUGUAUCAACAGCGGUGGAAUCAACCUGCUAAUCAACAAGCUCCCAACGAUGACGCCGGCAACGUCUCUCGGGUGAGGUUUUAGUCAGGAAUGUAGGAAAGUUAGCGGAGCGGGUAAUCCGAUAAGACACGAAUGACGGAAAAGACAGAAAACGGUGUAUAUUUCAUUUACAGCUUUAGAAUAAGAUGUAAUCGGCAAGUUCUAUCAUUAACAUGUUUGCUAAAAAGUUAUUUCGAUGUUUAGUUAGCUCAAAUUUCUUAUUGAAAACGAAACAGACAACUGUCAAUUAUUUGAGAUGUUAUAAAAUGAACUUAACGAUCUUUUAAGUUUGCGAACAAAUUCUGUAAGCAGUAUUCGUGUCUGUUCGGGUUCGGGCCAAUCCGGAAAGGAAUCGGGAUAGAAAUUUUGAUUUUAAGAACAUACAAUGAACCAUUCACUAGCUUAGAUACCUAGAGAUGUAUGAAAUUCUGCGUUAAAGAAACCGCUUCUCGCCUGGCAUCCCCCAAAGUGUGAUAAACGAUAGUCACUUAUACCAUACAUAUGUAAACAAAUAGAUUGCUAUUUAGUAGGAGUACAAUAAAUUUCCGCCCAGAUUCGGGCCUGGCCGGAAUGCAACAAAGUCACAGUUCCGUGUGCGCAUACGCGAGCUUUACGUUCUAAUUAGUAGACAGUAAACGAACAAUCCAUUGAUAAGAGAGGCCUUACAAAUGGAAAAGCGAAACUGGCUUUCGAUACCAAAACAUAGCCGUGUUUUUUUUGUUUAUUAGAAAAAAAACGCCUUUCCAAUCUAAACAUGUAACGCCACACCGUUCACGGAUUUUUAUAUGUUACCUUGUUGCAGUUAAGAGCACUUUAAUUCUAUUGUAGCUGUCACAUUAGUUGAGACUGUUAAAUUUUCGUUAAAGGCUGUUUUCCUUGGGAUUUUUUUUUCUCUAAAUGUCACAAAUCACACAUCCUUAAAAGAAAUAGUGGUGCUAGAGUCACUUAACAUAAAAUGGUUGAACUUAGUGAAACAUUUUCAUUUUUAGAAGUAAAGUACAUCCGAGAUUUAAAAAUUCAUACUGAUAUCAGUAAAUUGUUGAAGGAUUUAAAAAAAUCAAUAUGAAACCAGCUUCAACAGUGACUUGGUCAAAAUUGGUGUACUUUGCUUCGCUCAAAUGAAAAAUCAGCUUCUACAACAAAUUAGGAUAAGAUAACAGUUAUAAUUUUAGGUCACCGGUUCUAAUUUGGACGUUAGAUGUUGUUGGCUCUGAUGUAACAAUAGGCUCAAAUUCGAUUUCUCGUAAACCAGAGUCACGUAUGUUGACGUUUUGAUGUUCCAUAACAACAGAAAACCAAAAGCUAUAAUUGUAAAAUCGCAAAAAUUGCAGUUAUGAACUAACAGAUAUGUAGGUUCUACUUUCUCUUACUCUUCAAAAAUUCAAUAAAAUUUUACAGUUGCUGGUGUGAAUCAUACGCCAACCAAAUAGCUGUUAAAUCAAAAUCCUACACAAAGUCUUAAAUAUCACUGGAUUCAAUGAGCAGAAUAAAGAGAUACCUACACUGUUUCUGGGUGCAAUCAACAAGGGUUAAUUCACGAA
Molecule: messenger RNA, 4100 nt
Organism: Uranotaenia lowii
Lineage: Eukaryota; Metazoa; Arthropoda; Insecta; Diptera; Culicidae
Product: phosphatidylinositol 4,5-bisphosphate 5-phosphatase A
Exons: 9
Coding region: 844-2499 (551 amino acids)
Biological process (GO): phosphatidylinositol dephosphorylation
Cellular component (GO): plasma membrane; cytoplasm; ruffle
Molecular function (GO): phosphatidylinositol-4,5-bisphosphate 5-phosphatase activity
Source: RefSeq, a predicted model, not a curated record